AUGUGGCGCCAAUGUCCGUAUGGCCUGAUCGUUGACUCCGCACCCACCGCAGCUUGCUUGGAGGGGUAUUCUCACUACCAAGAACCCCUGCGCUGCCGCAUCUUGCUUGUCAAGACGUCGUCCCUCACCGCACGCUACCCAGCCUGGCCGGACUCUCACGAGCAUGCCGCCUACAUGUCGCCUGGGAGCCUUUGUUUUGACACGUUUCCCGCCCCGGGGGCGCCCCCCCCGCGGAGCGCCGCCGAGCGCAGCGAGGACGAGAGAGACGGAAGGAGGACUGGGUGGUGUGUAGCAGCAGCAGCAGCAGCGGCACCGCCGCCGCCGCCGCCGCCAAACCUCUCCUGGGAGGGGUUCCUGUACGACGACGACGAUGACGGCGACGACCCCGAAGACCCCCUCCCCCUCCCCCCCCCCCCUGCUGUGUCCCGAGAAUAUGGUCAAGAUCGACGGGUUGACAGGGUCGCACAGGCUCCGAAUGCCGACGCUCAGGCCAGCCUGACUGGGCUGUCUGGAUGCAUUACUACCCUACCAAGCUCUGGCCCUGGAUUUCAGCUGUACCAUCAGCUGACCUCGCCUCAUGUCGUCUCUCUCCCAAGGUUGCACCGGAACGGCCGUUCGGACAAGUUCUGGGGCAUUGCCAGGGUUGGGGGGAGGGUUCUCAAUUCGAGCCAAGGACCUCUGCUGCUGCUUAAUCAAACACACUUGCGCCCGUAG
This is a messenger RNA of Colletotrichum orchidophilum, 714 nucleotides long. RefSeq lists its product as uncharacterized. The coding region runs from base 1 to 714 and encodes 237 amino acids. The transcript has 2 exons. The record is from RefSeq and is a predicted model, not a curated record. Lineage: Eukaryota; Fungi; Ascomycota; Sordariomycetes; Glomerellales; Glomerellaceae.